Molecule: messenger RNA, 1144 nt
Organism: Annulohypoxylon truncatum
Lineage: Eukaryota; Fungi; Ascomycota; Sordariomycetes; Xylariales; Hypoxylaceae
Product: C-8 sterol isomerase
Exons: 2
Coding region: 221-922 (233 amino acids)
Biological process (GO): ergosterol biosynthetic process
Cellular component (GO): endoplasmic reticulum
Source: RefSeq, a predicted model, not a curated record
CAUGGACCCCUAUUUACGGGUACGUACCUCGAGCUUUUAAGAAAAAAAAAAAGUUCGAAUUUAAUAUUAUUGACAAUUUCGUUUCAAUUGAAGGAAGCUUAACCAUCACGCUUCCCGUCCUUUAAAAAGGUAAGGUAGCGAAGAGCUCCAACUUCAAUUACCUCUAGGGCUGCAUCCUAUUUUCUCUUGUCUACCCGCUCUCAUUCCUCCCCGUGUAACCAUGGCGCCCAAAACUUCCGCUUCCACUUCCACGACAGGUGGUCUCACGAAGCUUCUCACCUUCAUCGGCGUGCUGAUUGGCGUGUUCUACCCGAUCCAUUACGUGCUCGAGCGCAACCUCGAGAGCUUCUACAUCUUCCGGACCGACGAGCUGCGGGACGUCUCCCAGCGCGCCAUCCAAGCCGGCGGUAACGACACCGCCAAGAUCGUCGAGUACAUCGUCACCGAGCUGAAGCAGAACCACCCGUCCCACGUCAAUGAUAAGUGGAACGUCCCCGAAGAGUGGUUUUUCAACAAUGCCGGCGGCGCCAUGGGCGGCAUGUACAUCAUCCAUGCCAGCAUCACCGAAUACCUGAUCAUCUUCGGCACGGCAGUCGGCACCGAAGGCCACACGGGACGACACACCGCAGACGACUACUUCUACAUCCUGUCCGGCGAGCAGCAGACCUACGUCCCCGGCGACUUCACGCCGGUCGUCUACCCCGCCGGCAGCGUGAACCUCAUGCAGCGGGGCAUCGUGAGGCAAUACAAGAUGCCCGAGGGAUGCUUCGCGCUCGAGUACGCUCGAGGCUGGAUCCCGCCCAUGCUGUUCUUCGGCUUCGCCGACGGCCUCACCAGCACGCUCGACUUCCCCACCCUCUGGCGUACCGUUGCCGUCACCGGCAGGGAGAUGAUCGGUAACCUCCUAAUUGGGAAGUUUUAGACAGACGGGGCAAUGACUAGAGCUUGCACAGGUGACUUUGCCUAGUGCUUUGCCUAGUGGUGCUAGAUUUACUAAGUCUACCAUUUGGAAAACUUUAGAGCUCCAGAAGGCGAUAUGCCAUACUAUAUAUAUCGCAUUCUGUAAUGAUAAUGUAACUCUACAAUUUAAGAACGACAAGUAUGAAACUCCUACUUCGUAUAGCUUGAAGUCUUAUUCUUAGAG